CAAAUAAUAUAGGAAAUAAUACGUACUGUUUCGUUAGUGAUGGACUUUGUUGCACCCUUCCUUCUCCCUCUGUGAGUAUCCCUCCGACUCCUGUUGAAGGGUACAUACUCAAACUCAGUGACCAGUUCUCAACAAGUGUUAAUUUCUACUCAGCUCAUGGAGCGAUAGGAGUGUGUUAUGAUAUUGAAAACGAGGCCAUUCAAAGUUGCAGUGGGUGCAGACCAGGAGGAGAUUGUGAUGAACCAAGAUGCAUUCAGAACACUUUGACUGGGAAUAUAGAUAGUUGUACUAACGAUGCCUGUGUUUGCAAAAAGGGCUUUGCCCCUCCUAACUGUUGCGAAUGUGUGGGGCUUAAUAAUGGACGCCAAUCUCACUACGUGGACCCAGUCACAAAUCAGUGCACAUCUUUCUGUCAAGCAAACUGCCCACAGCCAACAAUAAAUGGGUGCACUCGGUGUACUGUUGGAUUCAAGCCCAGAGACUGCUGUCGAUGCGAUGAUGGCUUCUUUGACAACCAGGGAUUUUGUGAUUCACCCUGCAAGAAAAACGUGGAUACUUGUUCUAAUGGAACGUGUUAUUGCAACGAGGGAUACUUGCCUAAGGACUGCUGCAAUUGUGAUCGAGGCUUUUUCAAGGAUGAAAAAGAUGAUACCUGCAAAUCACCUAAAUGUGAACUCAAUGUGGACAAAUGUGUCGAUGGAGAGUGUACGUGCAAACCUGGAUACUUACCUCACGACUGUUGUGAUUGUGCCCCUGGCUAUUACAAGGAUGAAGAAGACGGAAAAUGCAAAUUACCCCGAUGUCAGCCUAAUAUAAAAACUCAGUGCAUGAAUGGAGAGUGCACCUGUAAAGAUGGCUAUUUAUCUCAAGACUGCUGCGAGUGUGCUCCCGACUAUUACAAAGACGGUAAUGAAUGCAAAUUACCAAUUUGUGAUAAUAUUAAACGCUGUUUUGGUGGCGUGUGCACCUGUGAAGAGAAUUAUUUACCACCUGAUUGCUGUGACUGUGAGAAGAACUUGUACGAGGCUUAUGACGGAACAUGCCUUGAACCCUGUGUGGACAAUAUUGUGUCCUGUACCAGAGGGGUGUGCACGUGUAAUGUUGGAUUUAGUGGAGACGAUUGUUGCACGGAGAGUUGUACCCCUGCCCAAGACGUCUACCUUUUGAUCGAUGCUACUAGCAGUUACAUUAGUCCAAAUUUCUGUCGAACCCAAUACAGCACCCAGUUGAUGAUAUCAGCAUUGAAUCCGGGGAGUAGCCUUACUGCAGGAACUCGCCUAGGUGUAGUGAUGUACCCCACUAUUAGGGGAGACGACGGAAGAUUUAAGGAUUUAAGAGAUAAGCCUCGAGAAGCUAUUAACCUUUUGAACAUUGGUGUUGGUUGUACGGAAGCAGUCGGAAAGUUCAACAACUUAAUUGAUGGUUUUAUGAACGUUGAUAGGGCCACCCCAGUGAGUCCUUACUUAAAAUACAUGAAAAGUAUGUUGACAUACCCUGCAACAGCAUUUGAAUUACUCAAUAACAAAAUAGACAAGGCAAUUGUUAAUGGAGAAGAAAAAGCGAAUCGUCGACGAGUGGUUAUUGUGAUUACAGAUGGAGUUAACGAUGAAUCUACAGAUACUGACGCUCAAAGAGCGAAAAAUCCGAAACUAGACGAGCAGAUCAAAAAACUCAGGGAACUCACUAUAAAUCCCAGCAUCAAAAUCAUAGCUGCCGGCCAUGAUGGAUAUAAAAGCAACAUUCAAGGAAGAAAUAAAUUUAUGAAGGAUUUGGAAACGAUUGCUGGAGACAAAAAUAAUGUCGUUGUUGACAGCAAUCCUUUAAAAUUGUCUCGUAAACUCAUACAGAAAAUGAUUGAUCUCAAUACAAUUUGCCAAAGUGAUGGUGAGAAAUUAUUGAAGAAAAGUCUUCAAGACACUAACAAUGUCAAUUCAUUCUGCUAUUGCAUGCUUGCUCGAAAUCCUAGAAAUGGAGACAAUUUCUCUGCAUGUCAACGAUACUGCACUGAGAAAACAUAUCAAAAGUGUCGGGCCCCCCCUGACUGCCCUGGGGGACCACCUGGGAUAAAUAAUCCAUGGUACGUUGGUUCCAAGAACUACGGAGAUUCAAUAGUCAGCCAGAACAAAAUGGACACUAAGAGUGAGCUUGAGGAGGAGAUUCUCGCUGCGGUUGAAGAGAUACUGAAGGAGAGGAUAAGCAACUAAGCCAGAGGGCACAAACUGACAUAAGGACUUGCUAUAAUUUAAAGAUCUAGCUAGAGCUUCUAAUUUGAUUCAGUUGAUUAUUUUCCAAAGCAUGUAUAUAUAUGUUAUAGUUAUAUAUUUACCAUCAAUCGUCUCUGGCAUACAAGCUAUA
Messenger RNA from Halichondria panicea, 2355 nucleotides. RefSeq lists its product as uncharacterized. The transcript is spliced from 12 exons. The record is from RefSeq and is a predicted model, not a curated record. The coding region runs from base 828 to 2204 and encodes 458 amino acids. NCBI's taxonomy places the organism in Eukaryota, Metazoa, Porifera, Demospongiae, Suberitida, Halichondriidae.